AUGGCUGACAGUUCUCCCGAUGCCACAGAGUUUUUGGAUACUCUGGACCCUAAUAAUUACGUUAUCGGAGUUGUUCACUUUCCUCCAGAAUGUGAUGCAAAGGAUUUGUUCAUUUCCACUUCACAUAAACGUCUUAAGAAGUAUUUUAAAAAGCUAGCCAAGCACCCCGAAAAGAAACGGCGCAAAGUCAUUCCAGCAUCUGAAGUUACGCGGAACUUUGAAUUAAUUUCGGAGGGACCCUCAUCUCUAUCUCGAAUGCCGUUUUUGGGAGAAUCUAGCCAGGGGGGUCAUUGUCUACGCCUUCUAAGUUUUCACUUAUUGCAGUUUCAGCCCUCUAACUCAAUAGAUGAUUCCCAUGAUGUAACAGGUGAUGAUCAAGAAACACAUGAGACGGAGACGGAAGAGGCUUCUUCUCAAAAGCGAUCCAGGCCGGAUGAUUUGGAUGUUUCAAAAGAUGUCCAACCUGGGAAAAAAAGAAAGACUUUGAAUGAAGAAUCGUAA
Molecule: messenger RNA, 501 nt
Organism: Rodentolepis nana
Lineage: Eukaryota; Metazoa; Platyhelminthes; Cestoda; Cyclophyllidea; Hymenolepididae
Source: the annotation of a GenBank genome assembly